AUGGCUGACGCAGACGCCGCUGCCACAACGGCGCAGACCAACGGCAAUACCACGACCCAACCUCAAACGCAGUCGCAGCCUUUAGCACCAUCUAAAUCCACCUCCCUGCUCGAUGCGUCCAACUUCCCCCAACACCUCUCUAGCGAACACGUUUACAUCGAACUGCGCUACGACCCGCUCUCCACGCCCGCCGCCCUCCACUUCACGCGCUCCCCCUCCUGCGGCGCCAACGUGCUCUUCCUCGGCACGACGCGCAACAACUUCGACUCGCGGCCCGUCUCCCGCCUCUCGUACAGCGCGUACCCCGCACUCGCGCUCAAAUCGCUGUUCGCCAUCGCCGAGGACGUGCGCCAGAAACACGGGCUGGAGAAAGUGUACAUUGCGCACCGACUGGGCGAGGUCGCGAUCGAGGAGGAGAGCAUCGCGGUCAGCGUGAGUAGUGGGCAUCGGGGCGCGGGAUGGAAGGGCGCGGAAGAGGUGCUGGAGCGGGUGAAGCAGAGGGCGGAGAUUUGGAAGAGGGAGUGGUUCGCGGAUACGGGGGAGGGGGAUUGGCGGGCGAAUAGGGAUAGGGAUAAUGCGGGGAGGUUGGUCAAAGAGGAGAAGGGGAAGAAGGCGGAGGGGCCUACAGACGUGAGCAGGGAGUUGCAAGUGGAUGCAACGACGUCUUCGAGCGCUGUACAACAGCCAGAAUCCGAUGCUGGCCAACAGGGACCCACGAGCGGUGAGCAGGGUUCGGCUGGCAAGGCAGACAGCGCUGGCUCCUCGAACCGGCAUCAAACGAGUAAGGAGCUGGAUAGCGAUGUGGCCGAUUACAUUGCUGCGCUGACCCAGAAGCUCAAGAUGUGA
Molecule: messenger RNA, 846 nt
Organism: Cyphellophora europaea CBS 101466
Lineage: Eukaryota; Fungi; Ascomycota; Eurotiomycetes; Chaetothyriales; Cyphellophoraceae
Exons: 1
Coding region: 1-846 (281 amino acids)
Biological process (GO): Mo-molybdopterin cofactor biosynthetic process
Cellular component (GO): cytosol
Source: RefSeq, a predicted model, not a curated record